AUGAGUCUGUGGGUGGACAAGUACCGGCCCAGCGCCCUCAACAAGCUGGACUAUCAUAAGCAGCAGGCGGCCCAGCUGAAGAAUCUGGUCCAAUGUGGAGAUUUUCCUCACCUCCUUGUGUAUGGACCAUCUGGAGCCGGAAAGAAGACCAGAAUAAUGUGCUUGUUAAGAGAGCUGUAUGGAGCCGGAGUAGAAAAACUUAGGAUUGAACAUCAGUCAAUAACGACGCCUUCUAAAAAGAAGAUUGAAAUUAGCACUAUAGCAAGCAACUACCAUUUAGAAGUGAAUCCAAGUGAUGCUGGCAAUAGCGAUCGUGUUGUUAUUCAAGAAUUAUUGAAGACUGUGGCCCAGUCUCAGCAACUUGAAACAAGUACACAGAGAGAUUUUAAAGUUGUAUUGCUAACUGAAGUGGAUAAACUCACUAAAGAUGCUCAGCAUGCUUUGAGAAGAACCAUGGAGAAAUACAUGGCUACUUGCAGACUCAUUCUGUGUUGUAAUUCUACAUCUAAAGUCAUUGCUCCAAUACGUAGCAGAUGUUUGGCAGUUCGUGUGCCAGCUCCCAGCAUUGAAGAGAUCUGCACAGUUUUGUUUAGUGUAUGCAAGAAAGAAGGACUGUCUCUACCACAAGAUCUUGCUCGAAGAAUUGCAGAAAAAUCUGGAAGAAAUUUAAGAAAGGCUCUUCUAAUAUGUGAAGCAUGCCGCGUUCAACAGUAUCCCUUCAGUUCAGACCAAGACUUACCAGAAACAGAUUGGGAGGUUUAUGUGAAGGAGACAGCCAACGCAAUUGUUAAUCAACAGACACCACAAAGGUUACUUGAAGUUCGUGGAAAACUUUAUGAGCUUCUGACACACUGUAUCCCUCCUGAAGUCAUAAUGAAGUCACUGUUAUCAGAGCUUCUCAAUAACUGUGAUGGGCAGUUGAAAGCUGAUGUGGCGCAGAUGGCGGCUUAUUAUGAACAUCGGCUGCAGCUGGGCAGCAAAGCAAUUUAUCACCUGGAAGCCUUUGUGGCAAAGUUUAUGGCCAUUUACAAGAAAUUCAUGGAGGAUGGACUGGAAGCAAUGAUGUUCUAG
This is a messenger RNA of Staurois parvus, 1071 nucleotides long. The record is from the annotation of a GenBank genome assembly. NCBI's taxonomy places the organism in Eukaryota, Metazoa, Chordata, Amphibia, Anura, Ranidae.